This is a messenger RNA of Beta vulgaris subsp. vulgaris (sugar beet), 2943 nucleotides long. RefSeq lists its product as hypothetical. The coding region runs from base 631 to 2583 and encodes 650 amino acids. The transcript has 4 exons. Lineage: Eukaryota; Viridiplantae; Streptophyta; Magnoliopsida; Caryophyllales; Amaranthaceae. The record is from RefSeq and is a predicted model, not a curated record.
CUAAGUUUAUUGGCUCGAGCACUCUUUGAAAACUGACACAAUUUUCCUCCAUUCCACAAAUUUAUUCUCUUUUCUCCCUCUAUUUUGUUUUCCCUCCUUUGUCUUUUUAAUUUUCUCCAUAACAUGCCAACGUAGGUCCCGUGAUUCGCCUUAACUUAAGGAGAGAUAAUUGGAACAUUUCUCAAUCAAUCAACCAUAUUUUUAUAUUUUAUUUCUUCUUCUUCUCUUUCCCUCUUUUUCUUCUCUUUAAUUUAACUGAUACUAAAUAAAGCAAAAAGUAGUAAGCUUACUCUAACUAACCUUACUUACUCAAACCAUAAACUACACUCUUUUUCUACUUGUCUUUAAUGCUUUUUUGCCUUCAUUUUCACUCAAUUUCCCCCAUACAUCCGCCAUCAUUCUUGCCCACAAGAUUGUAUUGUAAUUAUUAUAUUUUGUUUGAUCAUCUUUCAAGGCUGAAAAACUAUAGGUACCUUUAUUUUUGUUGUUGUUUCACUUUUUCCCAAUUUUCAGGGUUCUUUUUGUUGAUGGGUUUUGGUUAAUUUUGCUAAAAGAGAUUUUGUUGACGAACCUGAUAAGCCUGGAGUGCGAUCAUACGUAGCUUGAUUUUUGUAGCGAAACCUUGAAGCAAUGGAGAAAAAACAACUAAAUUUUAGUGCUCCUCUUAUGUCUGCAAGGCGGUACUCAUCUCCCUUGCGUACUUCAGGUGAACUGAACAAAGUCGAUUCUCCACCUAAGAAUCGACACUCGAUUCCUUCAAAGCCGUCAGAUGUAACCUUGGAAGAGGUGGUGAAGCCAGGUUCUGUUCCAUUCAUGUGGGAGCAAACUCCGGGUAAAGCCAAAGACGGAAAUGAAUCACAGAGACACAGUCAUGAUCAGGUUUCUAUGGCUAUCACUUCUAAGCUUCCUCCAAGUAUGCCAUUUCCUCCUGGUAAAAAAUCAGGUGAAUUGAAUGGAUUCAGAACACCCAGUAAAUUAUCUGGGGAAUUAAAUGUUCUAAGACCCCAUAAAUUUUCAGGGGAACUUAAGUCGUUUCGCCCUCAUAACAAAUUGUCAGGGGAGCUUAAGACCAUGACUAUGGUAAGAUGGGAUAGUUCAAGAGAUAACACUGAAAUGAAUGCGAGUUCUGAGUCAGAAGAUGAUGAUCUUACAUUUUCUGAUGCAAUUGAAACUUUUUCUCAACGAGAGUCCUUUUCUAUUAAUUGUAGUGUCAGUGGUUUGAGUGCAUCAGAACGAUCUGAGACUAGACAAUUUGACAACCUCCCAACAGAUCCAAGAGCUCGGGAUUUUAUGAUGAACCGUUUCUUACCUGCAGCCAAGGCAAUGACCCUCGAGCCAUCUCAGUAUGCAUCCAGGAAACAACUUGUAGCUGUUGACCAAUCUAAGGAGGUUAAAGCAUUGCUUCCUAGAGCUAAGACACCUCCACCUAAUCAAAAUGUGUGCAGCAUUGUACCUUACACUGGACAAGAUAUUGGAUCAGAAGAAAGUGAUGAAGAAGAAGAUAGCUAUGAUGGGAGGAGUACUCUAUCUGUUAAAGUCAAAGCUUGUGGCUUCCUUCCUUGGUUUUGCUCGAAGAACUCCUUGCGCCUCGUGAAUCCCCUCCCAACCAUGAAGCAUAGAUCAAAAAGUGCUUUGUCUUCUGCCAGUAAACUCAGCAAAUUGGUUAAAACUAAAUCAUGGAGAUCUCCCAGUCAGAAGUCGGUUAAGCCUGAUCCAUAUACCAAUACAAAGCACAAGGUGAGGCAAGUGUACAAAAGCUGUGAGCUGCAAAAGCCACCAAAACAUACUUCCAAGCCGAUGUUCUAUUCCGGGGAGUUGCAGACAAGAAGUGGUUCUCCCUACCGCAGUUCUAGACGGAGCAGUGUCUCUCCUUUUCAGAAUGAAUCCCCCCAUUCCCUCUAUGAAAAGGGUGUUGGUUUCCUUGCAGUUCCCAGACGGGUUAAUUCUUUUGAAGACAAUCGAUCAAAGAUUCAUCAAAAAGGUUCGAAAAGAUUCGAUGAACCUGGAAGGAUGACAAGGAGUUCAGGCACAAGAAGCCCAGUUAUUGAGAAAACGCUGUAUGUAGAUUCUGUAAAUAUCACUAAAGUCUCUCAUUCGAUUUUGAACUUACCAAAGACCAAGAGGCAGCAAGUAGAUGGAUCGGUCCAAGAAUUUGGAGGAAGAAUGGAAAUGAUGAAGGCGAGAGGCAUGAGUGGACCUCUUGUUUGUGGUGGUGUGGAUUCCUCAAAACCUUCUAGAAUUUUGGAAAAAGGAAACACAAACACCUGCAGGGAACUUGUUUUAGUUUCAUCAGAUGACACAACUGCUACACAGUCCGCUCUCACUCCCCCAUUGCCUAGAUCACCCUCAGAAUCUUGGCUUUCUCGUCAAUUGCCAUCAGUGUCACCGAGGGUUUCUCCAAGGAAUUCAGUUUCUUAUUCGAGUAUGAACUCUAAGAUUUUAUCGCGAAUGCACACUGCUAAAACAACCAGUUCUGGUGCCAAGUGGGAAACUAUUGUCAAAACCUCUCAUUUGCGCGAAGAUCAUGGACGUUUCUCAGAGGAACUGGUACAUGUUUCUCAGCAGCCUCGGAUAUGGAAGUAAAGCUCCCUAUACUUCUGAACUUAUAUACUAAUACUCACCAUGAUUAUAAAUGGAUUGUUUCUCAAUAACUGAAGAUUUCUGUUUUUUAAUCGUCAAUCUUCAGUUUUCUCAUCAUUUUUUUGGAGGCUGGUAAACUUAUCACGUUUUCGCCGCCCUAGAGUUUUGUUUGUUUGUUUAAGCCCCUAGGACUAGAAAGAAGGCUGGGUUUACCAUUCAAUCUCUGUAAUGUGCUUAGUUCCAACAAGUGGAUUUGUUGUGAACCAAAUAUACAGACUGCCAUGAGAUCAGUGCAGCUUUGGUUUUGAAAGGCUGUAAUUGAAUGAACUUCUAUAUUUAUACAUUAGCAAGCUUUUGAUCUUA